CGGUGAACGCAAUUCACAAUAUAUUUUUAAGGAUCUGCUAGAUAAAAAAUUCCUAUCCUGUAGACCAUUAUUUUUGAAUGAAAUGCAACUUGAUGGGUAUAACGAAGAACUACAACUAGCAUUUGAAUUCCAUAGUCAGCAACAUUAUAUUCUUAAUUCAAUGUUCCAUAGGAGAGGAUGUAUAGAUUUGAAUGAACAAAAAUCACAAGAUCAGAAGAAGCGAGAUAUAUGCAAGAAGCAAGGUAUAUAUCUUAUCAAAGUUCCCUAUACAGCUGAUCUCCUAUCCUAUAUCAAACAUACUCUAAUCGAAAAAGGGUUCUUGAAAGAGACAAAGAAUUAA
Funneliformis geosporum is the source of this 340-nucleotide messenger RNA. NCBI's taxonomy places the organism in Eukaryota, Fungi, Glomeromycota, Glomeromycetes, Glomerales, Glomeraceae. The record is from the annotation of a GenBank genome assembly.